GUUAAGGCAGACAUCACCAAAUGCAUUAUAGUAAGCACUUUUUAUUGAAAGCCCCAGGUGCCCCUGGAGCCCGCGGUGCCAGCUGGCAGUGGGCAUCCUGCAGGAGCCCCCCCGGCUCCUCCCUCAGUCCUUAUAACAGCUCAGCGCUGCCACGCCGCCCGCUCCAGCAGUCCCACGGUGCUCAUCGGUGUUCCUGCUGGUGCCCGGCCAGCCAAGCCAAGCUGGGAGAGGCUGAAGGAGUUGCUGAAUUUCCUCUAGAUAGUGACUAUUUCUGCUCCAAUGGACAAAGGACUUCACUUCGUGUUCUGUGUGCUUACAACCGUGCUGCUCCUGAGAGAAUCAAGCCACGCAGGAGCGAUGAGGAAUGAUGAUGCUGCGAGUAAGGACGCUGACUUGAGGGGACCGGAAGAGAAUCUUCCAACUUUGACUGUCACAACAAUCCUGGAAGAUCCCUACGUCAUGGUGAGAAGGGCAGAGCUGGAGGGAUACUGCAUUGACCUGCUGAAAGCCCUUGCUUCAAUGCUUCACUUCAGCUACAAGGUGAAGGUGGUGGGAGAUGGGAAGUACGGUGCCGUCUCUUCCAAUGGGAGCUGGACAGGGAUGAUUGGAGAGAUUUUGAGACAGGAAGCAGACAUUGCAGUGGCUCCCCUGACAGUCACAUCAGCCAGGGAAGAGGUGGUCUCCUUCACCACGCCAUUCCUGCAGACUGGGAUUGGAAUCUUGCUUCGAAAGGACACCAUGUCACAGGAGAUGUCUUUCUUCCACUUCCUGGCUCCUUUCAGUAAGGAGACCUGGACUGGUCUCCUAUUUGCUUAUGUUCUGACGUGCUUCUGCCUCUUUCUUGUUGCCAGGCUGAGCCCCUGUGAAUGGAACGAGCCCAAGAAUGAAGAGAAUCACUUCACCUUCUUAAACAGCCUCUGGUUUGGAGCGGGAGCUCUCGCACUGCAAGGUGUCACCCCUCGGCCCAAAGCGCUUUCUGUGCGGGUCAUUGCCGCCAUCUGGUGGCUCUUCACAAUAGCCUUGCUGGCUGCCUACAUCGCCAACUUCACCGCGCUGCAGAGCUCCGGCAGCGAGCAGCUCCCAAUCCAGACCUUUGAAGAUCUCGUGAAGCAAAGAAAGCUCGAGUUUGGGACGUUGGACGGCUCCUCCACGUUCUACUUCUUCAAGAACUCCAAGAAUCCCAUCCAUCAGAUGGUCUAUGAAUAUAUGGACAAGAGACGAGACCACGUUUUAGUCAAAACCUACCAGGAAGCAGUUCAACGCGUGAUGGACUCGAACUACGCCUUCAUUGGUGAAUCAAUCUCUCAAGACCUUGCAGCUGCCAGGCACUGCAAUUUGAUCAGAGCCCCUGAAGUUAUUGGAGCCAGAGGAUUUGGCAUUGCCACAGCCCAGGCAUCCUCGUGGACUAAGAAGCUCUCCAUUGCGGUCCUCAAACUGCGCGAAUUGGGUGACCUUGACUACUUGCGUAACAAGUGGUGGGAGACCAGCUGCCUUCACAAAAGCAGAGAGAGAUGGAGCCCUCUGCAGCCCCAAGCCCUCGGCGGACUCUUCCUUACUCUUGCAAUUGGCCUCGCACUGGGAGUGAUUGCAGCUGUGGUGGAGCUGUCAAAUAAGAGCAGACACGCUGCUGGACAUGUCAAGAAGUCUUGUUGCUCCAUUUUCACAGAAGAAAUAUGCACUCGUCUACGUAUAAAAGAAAAUGCAAGACAAAGCCAGGAGACUUCAGGAAGGGCUAAUGCUUAAAAAACAUGUAAAGGAAUGGGCAUGUCUUAGGGUUCUACCAUAUGUAUUUCAUAGGAACUACAUCAUUGUAGAAAGGUAUUUUUCUGCAAGUCUAGAGUGUUAGCUUCCUAAUCACAAACACACAGCACUUCUGGAUUGGUGGUGGAGCUGGAUUCAAAAGAAAACUAAGCAGCUGGGAGGAAUUGAAGUUGAUGAAGGAUGGAGUGCAACUGUUAAAAUCAAGGAAGGUUAAGAUGGGGGAUCACACCUAGAUUUAGUUUAGAAGUUUACUAUGUAAGUGCAUGAAUGCCUGUAGGAGUAAGGGACUUGGGAUAGGUUAAUGUGAUGCCUCUGUUUACUAAUUACACUGAGGAACAAUCUUGAAAAUUAAAGCUCUCAUCUGACUGUUCU
Cygnus olor (mute swan) is the source of this 2133-nucleotide messenger RNA. Its product is annotated as probable glutamate receptor. Gene Ontology annotation, molecular function: AMPA glutamate receptor activity; transmitter-gated monoatomic ion channel activity involved in regulation of postsynaptic membrane potential. Gene Ontology annotation, biological process: synaptic transmission, glutamatergic; modulation of chemical synaptic transmission; monoatomic ion transport. The record is from RefSeq and is a predicted model, not a curated record. The coding region runs from base 280 to 1743 and encodes 487 amino acids. Gene Ontology annotation, cellular component: plasma membrane; postsynaptic membrane; dendritic spine. Lineage: Eukaryota; Metazoa; Chordata; Aves; Anseriformes; Anatidae. The transcript has 12 exons.